AUCUUUCGUGUCAGUUAAAAAACAGUUACAAUAUCCGUUUUGGUACAGCCUUCCGACGUUGUUAAUUAAUUAAAUGAAAUUCAUGUGAUCAUUAUUCGCCAUGUUUUGACCUUCUUUUGUGUCAUUUCAGUCAUUGGAAUGAGGGAAUUUAGUGAUUUUGUCACUGAGAUGCUUCACAUCGGAAUUAACCUUUUAAAUAGUGAUAUAAAAAUUCAAGGAAGUGGCUCAAAUUUUUUCCUCUCACGUCAGAGAGGGAUCGAAUGAAUUGGCUCGAGUUACGAACAUUCACUCAUUUCCGCGUUGAUAAUGGGAUGUUUCUUCAUUGUUCAUGUUGAUAUAGUUCAUAGUGGUCAGGGAUUCAGAUGAAAUUGGUGAUUCAUAUGAUAUUCGUGGAGUCUACAAGAGUACAGGUUACGACGGAAUUAGUGGGCCAUCAAGAUGGGCAAGCUUUUGUCGAAGAUAUUUGGCAAUAAGGAGAUGCGGAUUCUCAUGUUGGGACUCGAUGCAGCUGGGAAAACGACUAUUCUGUAUAAAUUAAAAUUGGGCCAAUCUGUCACAACAAUACCCACUGUAGGAUUUAAUGUAGAGACAGUAACGUAUAAAAACGUUAAAUUCAAUGUCUGGGACGUGGGCGGGCAAGAUAAAAUACGUCCGUUGUGGCGUCAUUACUACACUGGUACUCAAGGACUUAUAUUCGUAGUUGACUGCGCUGAUCGAGACAGAAUUGAUGAGGCACGCCAAGAAUUACACCGAAUUAUCAAUGACAGAGAGAUGCGAGAUGCUAUUAUUUUAAUAUUUGCUAAUAAACAAGAUCUUCCUGACGCUAUGAAACCACACGAAAUACAAGAAAAACUUGGACUAACAAGAAUACGAGACAGAAAUUGGUAUGUUCAACCGUCGUGCGCAACGACCGGUGAUGGACUCUACGAGGGCCUUACAUGGUUGACUAGUAAUCACAAAUUAUGAGCUAUUAGUUAGUUCCCUCCAUUAAUCGUGGAUUUCGUAAACCCUAAAAAACAAAACGAGUAAUACACGCCUACUAUGUGGGUUUUAUCUAUUAAAUAAAAAAAAAACAAUGCAGAAUGCAACAAAACAAAAAAUAUUACAGAAAAAGCAGAAAAGACAGUAUGCAAUUUUAUGUCAACCUCAAUCGAGGAGUUAGCUACAAUACACAUGCAGAGAGGUUGAUGUGACACAUUUGCCUGUCCUGUGCAAACUAAAUGAACGUGAAGGAAUGUGAAUCUAAUGUACAAUGGCGUUUCAGUUAUGUGUAGAAUAGGUCGACGGCGUGUG
Molecule: messenger RNA, 1293 nt
Organism: Diachasma alloeum
Lineage: Eukaryota; Metazoa; Arthropoda; Insecta; Hymenoptera; Braconidae
Gene: Arf51F
Product: ADP-ribosylation factor 6
Exons: 5
Coding region: 439-966 (175 amino acids)
Biological process (GO): vesicle-mediated transport; intracellular protein transport
Cellular component (GO): cytoplasm
Molecular function (GO): GTPase activity; GTP binding
Source: RefSeq, a predicted model, not a curated record